Messenger RNA from Blastocystis hominis, 1693 nucleotides. RefSeq lists its product as hypothetical. Gene Ontology annotation, molecular function: ATP hydrolysis activity; ATP-dependent protein folding chaperone; ATP binding. The transcript is spliced from 6 exons. The coding region runs from base 1 to 1671 and encodes 556 amino acids. The record is from RefSeq and is a predicted model, not a curated record. Gene Ontology annotation, cellular component: chaperonin-containing T-complex. Gene Ontology annotation, biological process: protein folding. Lineage: Eukaryota; Bigyra; Opalinata; Blastocystidae.
AUGCUUGCUAUAAGAGACGAAGAACUCAGUAGAUGGGCUGUACUUUUAGUGAAUUUUUCCAGUCCUUGUCUUAAGUAUUUCACUUCCAAGUGCGGGGCUUACUCCCUAGAUCAGAACACAAAGCGUGAGAGUGGACGAAAGGUACAGUUGGGAAACAUUCAGGCUGCCAAGGCAGUUGCUGAUAUUAUCCGAACCACACUUGGACCUCGUUCCAUGCUCAAGAUGCUUCUGGACCCCAUGGGAGGCAUUCUUUUAACAAACGAUGGCAACAGCAUUCUACGGGAAGUCGAUGUGUCUCAUCCUGCUGCAAAGAGUAUGAUUGAGUUAAGUCGAACCCAGGACGAGGAAGUCGGCGAUGGAACGACUUCUGUGAUCAUAUUAGCGGGUGAGAUGCUGGUUUCUGCGGAACCGUUUAUUUCUGGGAACAUUCAUCCCACCGUGAUUGUUCGUGCAUACUACAAGGCGUUGGAAUCCGCCCUCCACAUCUGCGAAGAGAUCGCGACCCCCAUCGACAUCCAGGACCGUUCGAUGAUGAUGAAGCUUCUGGACAGCGCGAUCGGGACGAAGUUCAGCAGUCGGUUCGGCGAUUUGAUCAGCGGACUGGCGCUGGACAGCGUGCUGACGGUUCUGGACGAGAAGACGAACGAGAUCGAUCUGAAGCGGUACGUGCGCGUGGAGAAGAUUCCCGGCGGGGAGCUGAGCGAGAGCCGCGUGAUUCGCGGCGUGAUGCUGAACAAGGACGUGACGCACGCGUCGAUGCGUCGCAAAAUCGAGCAUCCGCGCAUCGUUCUGCUGGACUGCUCGCUGGAAUACGUGAAGGCGGAAUCGGUGGCGAGUCUGGAGAUCCACGAAGCGGAUGCGUGGGACCGCGCUCUGAAACAAGAAGAAGAAGCCGUGAAGGAGAUGUGCGACGCGAUUCUGUCGCUCAAGCCCGAUUUGGUGAUCACGGAGAAGGGCAUUUCCGACCUGGCGCAGCACUACCUGCAGAAGGCGAACGUCUCGGCGCUGCGGCGCGUGCGGAAGAGCGACAACAACCGUCUGGCGCGCGCGACGGGCGCGACGAUCGUGCAUCGCCCCGACGAACUGACGGAGAGCGACGUGGGAACGCGCUGCGGGCUCUUCGAGGUGCGUCAGAUCGGCGAUGAGUACUUCGCGUUCAUCGAGGACUGCGAGGCGCCGAAGGCCUGCUCCGUGCUGCUGCGCGGCGGCUCGCGCGACGCGCUCAACGAAAUCGAGCGGAAUCUGCAGGACGCGAUGCAGGUGGCGCGCAAUGUGGCGCAGGACCCGCGGUUAUUGCCCGGCGGCGGCGCGACGGAGAUGGAGAUCGCGUGCAGACUGCAGGCGGAGGCGAAGCGCGAGGGCGGCGUGGACGCGCUGCCGCUGAGCGCGGUGGGCCAGGCGAUGGAAAUCAUCCCGCGCACGCUGUGCCAGAACUGCGGAGCGGAUACGAUCCGAGUGAUCACGAAGCUGCGAGCGGAGCAUUGCAAGGCGGAGGGAGAAGGAACGUUCCUGGGAGUGGACGGAGUGAAGGGAACCAUCGCGGAUAUGCGCGAGUUGGGAGUGUGGGACACGUUCCAGGUCAAGACCCAGACCAUCAAAACCGCCAUCGAAUCGGCGUGCAUGCUGCUGCGGAUUGAUGAUAUUGUGUCGGGAAUGCAGAACGGAAAGUGAAAAAUGGAAUGAAUGAGGGUGU